This is a messenger RNA of Gavialis gangeticus (Gharial), 858 nucleotides long. RefSeq names its product short transient receptor potential channel 7-like. The transcript is spliced from 3 exons. Gene Ontology annotation, molecular function: inositol 1,4,5 trisphosphate binding; protein binding; store-operated calcium channel activity. Gene Ontology annotation, cellular component: cation channel complex; membrane. Bases 1 to 858 code for a protein of 285 amino acids. The record is from RefSeq and is a predicted model, not a curated record. Gene Ontology annotation, biological process: regulation of cytosolic calcium ion concentration; manganese ion transport; calcium ion transmembrane transport. Lineage: Eukaryota; Metazoa; Chordata; Crocodylia; Gavialidae.
AUGAGGUUGAGAAACAGCAGUUCUGAAAACAUGAAUCGAAGGCACACAACCCUUCGGGAGAAGGGCCGGAGGCAGGCUAUCCGGGGCCCGGCCUACAUGUUCAAUGAGAAGGGCACCAGCCUGACCACUGAGGAAGAGCGCUUUUUGGAUUCUGCGGAAUAUGGCAAUAUCCCAGUUGUGCGGAAAAUGCUGGAGGAAUCCAAAACUUUGAACUUUAAUUGUGUUGAUUACAUGGGACAAAAUGCCCUGCAGUUAGCAGUGGGGAACGAGCAUUUGGAGGUAACUGAACUCCUUCUGAAAAAGGAGAAUCUGGCACGCGUUGGGGAUGCGCUGUUGUUAGCCAUCAGUAAGGGAUAUGUCCGCAUUGUGGAAGCAAUAUUGAACCACCCGGCCUUUGCACAAGGGCAGCGCCUGACACUUAGUCCUCUCGAACAGGAACUACGUGAUGACGAUUUUUAUGCUUACGAUGAAGACGGAACUCGAUUUUCCCAUGACAUCACCCCCAUAAUACUCGCUGCCCACUGCCAGGAGUAUGAAAUUGUUCACAUUUUGCUCCUGAAGGGCGCACGGAUAGAAAGGCCCCAUGAUUACUUCUGCAAGUGCAACGAAUGUAUGGAAAAACAGAGGAAAGAUUCCUUUAGUCACUCUCGAUCAAGAAUGAAUGCCUACAAAGGAUUAGCAAGUGCUGCUUAUUUAUCUCUUUCCAGUGAAGACCCUGUUCUAACGGCUUUAGAGCUAAGCAAUGAAUUAGCAAGACUAGCCAACAUUGAAACAGAAUUUAAGCAGCCUUUUUCAACUCUUAAAUUGCCAAUCUGUACCUGUUUAUCUGGGAUUGGCUUUGAAAGUGCUGAAUACUAG